This is a messenger RNA of Oncorhynchus gorbuscha (pink salmon), 2879 nucleotides long. Its product is annotated as forkhead box protein Q1-like. The coding region runs from base 261 to 1298 and encodes 345 amino acids. The transcript has a single exon. Gene Ontology annotation, biological process: cell differentiation; regulation of transcription by RNA polymerase II; anatomical structure morphogenesis. Gene Ontology annotation, molecular function: RNA polymerase II cis-regulatory region sequence-specific DNA binding; DNA-binding transcription factor activity, RNA polymerase II-specific. NCBI's taxonomy places the organism in Eukaryota, Metazoa, Chordata, Actinopteri, Salmoniformes, Salmonidae. The record is from RefSeq and is a predicted model, not a curated record.
UGCUCAUUAGUUUGGGUUUGGGUGCCUCGAGUUCCUCUGUACAACCGAGCUCCUGUACGGAAAGCGACCUCUGCAUUCAAAGUCACGUGCACUGACCCCACUACAAAAACAGAUUUCACCGGCUACACCUGCGCCUCUCUGAAGAACCACCACAGACAAUCUAUUUCUUUCACUUUUAGACGAGGAGAACUGCACUGCGAGGAACUCUGACAAUUCCACUGACAGGUGAGAGGAGGAAGAUACCAAAUAAAGAUUUAAACAUGAAACUUGAAGUGUUUUCCGCAACCCACUUCGUUCCCUUGGAGGUGUGCAGUCACAGUGAUGCAGAGGGAACUGUCCCCUCUCCCCUAUCCGGGGAUGAGCUGGGCUCAGACGGGGACUGCGUGGCCAACAGUCCAACACCUGCCACCACGAGCAGCGCCGAUGGCAAGGGGAAGCCCUACACCCGCAGACCCAAGCCACCCUACUCCUACAUCGCACUCAUUGCUAUGGCCAUCCGGGACUCCGGCAGCGGCAAGUUGACUCUAGCUGAGAUCAACAACUACCUGAUGAAUAAAUUCCUGUUCUUCCGUGGCAGCUACACCGGCUGGCGGAACUCGGUGCGCCACAACCUGUCGCUGAAUGACUGUUUCCUCAAGGUGCUCCGGGACCCGUCCAGGCCCUGGGGCAAGGACAAUUACUGGAUCCUGAACCCGAACAGCGAGUAUACCUUCGCCGACGGGGUGUUCCGGCGCAGGAGGAAGCGCAUCAGUAAGUGCGGAUCCAGCGUUGGUUCCAAUAAGGACAUCAAGACCCCAGACGAGGAGACUCGCUUCUCGAGCACUCCAUCUGCGCCCUCCCGGGAGGAGAGGGUUAUGGGCGCUAAGUUCUCCAGCUCUUCCAGCUCCUUCUCCAUCGAUAGCAUCCUCAGUAAGCCCUUCAUAAGGAGGGACGAUAGAGACCACACUGAUGCAGACAGUGCAUAUACCAACCCCGGUGCCCACCGGUGCUACUGGCCCGCCGGUGCCCACCACAUGCUGCCCCACACACUGGGCUACCCACCCGUAUCCCCUGCUAUGGCGCACGCACACGCACAGCAGUUGUACCACCAGGCCAGCUCAGGCGCGUCGCGCAUGUUGCACGCAUAUAGGUGCAGCCUCGCGGAGCAAGCGGAGCACAGCAGGGACCCACGCACAGCUGUCCACAUGACGUCACAGGGCUACAUGCCAAACUCCGAUGCUGCUUUCUCCCGGGUGAAGAUGCACACAGCGCAAGGUGGCAGCUGUCAUCCUUUCCAGAUAGACUCAUUGCUCUCCUAAAGUCAACAUGAGGGACAAUACUGUAAUGAUGUAUCUUAGAUUUGCCAUGUUCACUCUCCUAUACGCUCUACGUUUUUCUAGUUUUAAAAAAGAAUUCAGGGCUUUGAACAGUUUCCAAUGAGAAGUCGUGUAGCAAGAAUGAAAAACGUAAUAUUUUCUUGUUGUCAAGUGACUUUAUUUCUGUCUGGUUAUUCCUAGGACCGAGCAAAUCAGUUGCAAUCGAAUGACAUGACAUUCCCCUGCGUGUGUGUGUGUGUGAGUGUGUGCGUAUGUGUGUGCGUGCGUGUGUGUGUGUGUAAGGUAAUUUCUACUGUAAACGACGGCUACCAUGUGCCAAACAUGAAAACAUAUAAAUAUUUGUGUUGUAGCCUAGUUUUGUAUGACUUGCUGCAAAAUAUUCAUUUAAAAUAUUUGUUCGAUUGUUGACUACUGCACAGAAAGGAAAUACAGCCUGUUUUCCUCAACAUUGAUUCAUGCACGAUAUUUUUCUGAGCGAAAAUAAAAAAAAUAUUUUGGAAAGAUUUAUCAAAGCAAACCACAAGUAUGUAUUCUUUAUUUUCCUUUGGUUGAAGCCAAGACAAGGGCAAUAAAAAGUAAAUAUUAUUUUUUUCUCCAUGAAGUAUACUUAAAGUGUGUUCGGAAUCAGGGGCUGGGAAAAGGUUUGCAUGUGCAUAAGGAAGGAAUGGGAAGAUCCCAUAACUGCCAGCAAAUAAGUGCAUAUAACGCCUGCAACUCUCGCGCUGUUUUGGCAUCCUUCUCACCCCACUUAAACCACUUAACUUCCAGAGGAACGAAGGUUAUACAUUCAUUUCAGACGUAUAUUUCCUACUCUGCAUAGCUAGGAAGCUUCAGUGUAAGGCACAAAUGAUGUAGAAAGGGGUAUACAUAAACAGAUCUACAUGUCACCCUUCUGUCUUCCUCUGCCUGCACGGUACGGCUAAAGAAGCAUGCAGGAUUGCUAGGCACAAAUUACAGGUCGGUUAAGCUAUUUCUAAAUAUUUAAGGCUUGUGAGAUCCGUCCCAGGAAUGGGGAGUGCUGAAUUAUGUCAAAUAAUUCAUGAAGGAUCAUUAACAUUAACUACAACACAAGUCUGGAAAGGACGUUCCAAGUGAGGAUGGGGUUUGCGUUGUACGGACAUUUCGCUUCACAAUAGCAGAUCAUGUGUAGUUAUAAUAUACAUUAAGUACAGUUAAAAUAUACACGUCUCCUCAAGCUCUAAGUAGUUGAAUUAAAACAAACUAAAACAUUAUUCAUAUUUGUCCUCCAAUUCGAGGACGGAAUCUCAGACUUGGGAAAACGUUGCUCCAUCUCCUAUGGUUUAGGGUAAAUUGUAACAGAGCAUGUCAAUCUAAAUAUGGCCUAUCCUAUUCAUUCAACAUUCUCUGUUCUGUGUCGUUCACAUGGGUAAUGUGCCCGGGGUCCGGGUCAACUAUAAACAAUGUACAAUCAAAUGUAGAGUGUUCAAAUAUGACUUUACUCUGUACAUAAACCUUGUAGGUUACACAAUAAUUAUUGUUUCAGUCACGCAAUUCAAAAUGUCUGUGUCAUACUGAAAUAAAUGUGUAUUAUAGUAAACAAUA